Seriola aureovittata is the source of this 2167-nucleotide messenger RNA. It is a transcript of the gene svip, whose product is annotated as small VCP interacting protein. The coding region runs from base 494 to 739 and encodes 81 amino acids. Lineage: Eukaryota; Metazoa; Chordata; Actinopteri; Carangiformes; Carangidae. Gene Ontology annotation, cellular component: endoplasmic reticulum membrane. The record is from RefSeq and is a predicted model, not a curated record. The transcript is spliced from 4 exons. Gene Ontology annotation, biological process: positive regulation of autophagy; negative regulation of retrograde protein transport, ER to cytosol; negative regulation of VCP-NPL4-UFD1 AAA ATPase complex assembly.
GUGUCUAGAGCAAGCUAUCUGAAAUCGUCAACUGUGUUUAUUAAUUUAACGCUAUUGAACAUACUCUGGCAGAUUUGUCAGCCAGUUGAACUCGGACCAAAACAAACACAGAAGGAAAAAUAUUUGGCUUAGACGUCUGACAGUCAAACAGCUAUUUUCCAAAUGCCGAUACGAUUAAACAAGAGGUGUGAGAAGAAAAUGUUCAUUAUGCGGCCUGCAGCAGAGACUGGCUUUGUAGUGUAGCAGUAACUAGCUGUUAGCUAGAAUGCUAAUGUUACCGUAGCUAACAGAAGCUACCGUUAGAUAACGGUAACGUAAUGCAAGACGACCCGACAACAGUAGCUGGGAGUAGAGGCUACUGCUUCUGUUGCCUUAACUAUCAGCCCAAUUGUUUGAAACGGGCUUGUCACCUAGCCAGGUAGCUAUUUAGGCUAAACAGAAACUCUGAUAACUUAUUUUCAACGUUGCCUUUUUUUCUGCCGGAAUAACAAGUAUGGGGAUGUGCUUACCGUGCCUUGGUGGAGCAGCGGACGACGUUGUUGUCACUCCAGAUCCCGAUACAAGGAGACGACAGUUAGCCGAGGCUGCCGAGAAGAGACAAAAAGAGACAGCAUACAGGGGUGUUAAAAAUCCAGAAGCUGUCGAAAGGAAAAGGAAAAAAAACGAAGAGACGGAGAAACAGGCGAUAACCACCUCUGUGUCUGGUGGUGGUGGUGGGUUGAAGUGGCAGGUAGGAUGAAAACCCUGAUGGUAAAACCUGAAGUCUCGACUCUGAAGUCCAAAACAACAUGAAGAAUUGCUGCAAGAUGACUUGAAAGAUGUCGGAACUGCUGUCCAUUGUUCAACCUUUUUUUUUUUUGCCUAUUUUAUGAUGUUAUGAAGUGAUUACAGACAGAACAGCUGGACUAGCUCCUUUGUUGCCAAGUUACACAAGCCUGGACCUUUGGACAAAUCAAGUACGAUACACAGUAUUGUGCAAGCAAAUAUAUAUACUACUGUAUUAGUUUUAUUUGACAGUUGAUUAGACAGAGUCUUACAGUGGCUCGCAUUAGAUAAAAAUAAAAUAAUAUAAUUAUGAAGUCAAGUUGUAUCUCUGGUGACUGUGGUCAUAUUCAGAUGAGCUGUCCUCAACACACUUAUAACAUAGGCUUCAUCAUUGCACUUUUCUUAUUGGGUUUCAUAGUCGAGGAUCAAUAUUCACUGUAUAUUGGUUAAUGGCCACAUUACUUUUUGUAUGACUUCUCCAAAAAUCCAUUAUGCAAAUGACAUAUUUCACAAGACAGUUUAUGUUUACGAAGAAAUCUGAGUGUGCUUACUGUAGUAUUGGUGUACAGUAAUAAGAGUCCUCUUAACACUCAUUUCACCUUGUUCAGGGCUCUAUUUGUUGGUAACACAAAGGCUAUUGCAAACAGUGCUACAACUUGUUGGCAGUUACUGAACUUGUAAUUCACUUUGACAGUCUCUGGGGUACUUUCGUGUUCAUGAGAAAUACAGUGCAAAGUGUUGGUGUCUUUCACAUUUUGUUGAGAAUAGGUCUUUCCUUGGUGCAGUGUUGUUUGGUUGCUAAUUUGGUGAUUCCAUCAGUAAGCACAAACUGCUUACUUCACAAAAUGUGCACCAGCUACAGAUUAAUGUAAUUAAUGAAUACAUUAUUUAGUGUAAAGCAACACAUUCUCCAACCAGUAAAUUUGAUGACCCUUUAAUGACCUAUUGCACUUUGCACUGGCCUUUGCUAUUUCUCCUUUUAAUAGAGCCUUUUUUGGGUUUUCUUCUGCACAAUUUCAGUUUGUUGUAUUGAAUUAUAAUGUAUGCAAAACACUAAUAUGUUGCCUGCUAAUAUAAAUGAGAAAUGAAAUGUGUUUAUGGAUUACCAUAGGACAAACAGAAGCUUUUGUUAGACAUUUAUUUGCACACAGUUUGUCAGUAUUUGGUAAAGAGCGAAUAGGCUUGCUUACAUUCUAUAUUGGGAGAGAUUCAUGUCAGCUACAAUGGAGAUGUGAAGAAGGUGAAGGAAAGAAUAAGUGUGUAUGUUGUGAAAUUUUUACUUUGACUUGCUUAAAAUGAGUGCAUUUCUUACAGCCUUCACUUGAUCCUUAAAUGCUUCCGGUGCUCUCGCCAUUUUGUAGAAAGCCAAUGUUAUUUGCUACAAUAAAUCACAUUUCUGCUA